Messenger RNA from Rattus rattus (black rat), 3125 nucleotides. RefSeq names its product potassium voltage-gated channel subfamily A member 3 (gene Kcna3). Gene Ontology annotation, molecular function: delayed rectifier potassium channel activity; protein binding. The coding region runs from base 182 to 1765 and encodes 527 amino acids. NCBI's taxonomy places the organism in Eukaryota, Metazoa, Chordata, Mammalia, Rodentia, Muridae. Gene Ontology annotation, cellular component: voltage-gated potassium channel complex; membrane; axon. The record is from RefSeq and is a predicted model, not a curated record. Gene Ontology annotation, biological process: protein homooligomerization; potassium ion transmembrane transport. The transcript has a single exon.
GGGAGCUCCAGGAGGAGCGACUCGGAGCUGGCCACCGCCAGCAGGGAAGGAGAGCAUCGCCGCCUCCCGCGCUCGGCCGCCGCAGCCCUCCGCCCGCCACCGCGCCCACCCUGCGCUGGACCCCGCGGGCGGCGGCGCGCGCAUCCUGCAGAGCCCAGGCUACGCCGAGCUGCCGCCAGACAUGACCGUGGUGCCCGGGGACCACCUGCUGGAGCCAGAAGCGGCGGGAGGCGGCGGCGGGGACCCGCCUCAGGGAGGCUGUGGCAGUGGCGGCGGCGGCGGCUGCGACCGCUACGAACCGCUGCCGCCCGCGCUGCCCGCCGCGGGCGAGCAGGAUUGCUGCGGGGAGCGCGUGGUCAUCAACAUCUCCGGGCUGCGCUUCGAGACACAGCUCAAGACCCUCUGCCAGUUCCCUGAGACGCUGCUAGGCGACCCCAAGCGGCGCAUGCGGUACUUCGACCCGCUCCGCAAUGAGUACUUCUUCGACCGCAACAGACCCAGCUUCGACGCCAUCCUCUACUACUACCAGUCCGGGGGCCGCAUCCGCCGGCCGGUCAACGUGCCCAUCGACAUCUUCUCCGAGGAGAUCCGCUUCUACCAACUGGGUGAGGAGGCUAUGGAGAAGUUCCGUGAGGACGAGGGCUUCCUGCGGGAGGAGGAGCGACCCCUGCCCCGCCGUGACUUCCAGCGCCAGGUGUGGCUGCUCUUCGAAUACCCCGAGAGCUCCGGGCCGGCCCGGGGCAUUGCCAUCGUGUCAGUGCUGGUCAUUCUCAUCUCCAUUGUCAUCUUCUGCUUGGAGACACUACCCGAGUUUCGCGACGAGAAGGACUAUCCCGCCUCUCCGUCGCAGGACGUGUUUGAGGCUGCCAACAACAGCACGUCGGGGGCCUCCUCUGGAGCCUCCAGCUUCUCGGACCCCUUCUUCGUAGUGGAGACCCUGUGCAUCAUCUGGUUCUCCUUUGAGCUGCUGGUGCGAUUCUUUGCUUGCCCCAGUAAAGCCACCUUCUCCAGAAAUAUCAUGAACCUGAUAGACAUUGUAGCCAUCAUCCCUUAUUUUAUUACUCUGGGCACUGAGCUGGCUGAGCGACAGGGUAAUGGGCAGCAGGCUAUGUCACUGGCCAUCCUGAGGGUCAUCCGCCUAGUAAGGGUCUUCCGCAUCUUCAAGCUCUCCCGCCAUUCUAAGGGGCUGCAGAUCCUGGGACAGACACUGAAGGCUUCCAUGCGAGAGCUGGGGCUGCUCAUUUUCUUCCUUUUCAUUGGGGUCAUCCUUUUCUCCAGUGCAGUCUACUUUGCUGAGGCAGACGACCCUUCUUCGGGUUUUAACAGUAUCCCGGAUGCCUUCUGGUGGGCCGUGGUAACCAUGACAACUGUCGGUUAUGGUGAUAUGCACCCAGUGACCAUAGGAGGCAAGAUUGUGGGCUCUCUUUGUGCCAUCGCAGGUGUCUUGACCAUUGCAUUGCCGGUUCCUGUGAUUGUUUCCAACUUCAAUUACUUCUACCAUCGGGAGACAGAAGGGGAAGAGCAAGCCCAGUACAUGCACGUGGGAAGCUGCCAGCACCUCUCCUCUUCAGCAGAGGAGCUCCGAAAAGCCCGGAGUAACUCCACUCUGAGUAAGUCGGAGUAUAUGGUGAUCGAAGAGGGGGGUAUGAACCACAGCGCCUUCCCCCAGACCCCCUUCAAAACGGGCAACUCCACUGCCACUUGCACCACGAACAAUAAUCCCAACUCCUGUGUCAACAUCAAAAAGAUAUUCACUGAUGUCUAAUAGAUGAUACGAUUGCCAUUCUGUGCCCAGUAUUGUGUGGAACAUGCCCCCUUGGUCUGUGUAUGCCCUUGAUUUAUACAUCUCCAGACCAUUCAUCAAGGAAAGUACAUGAAGAAGUGGAAAAGCACACUUCAUUCUCCCUCUCCCUAUUGCUUCAUACUGAAACAGGUGCCUGGUUUUGCAAGUGGGCUGCAUUCUCUCAGCUCUUUUUCUCUCUCUCCCUGUUUCUUAAUUUUGUGAACAACAAACUUACAUUAAGCUUGGUUUCUUGUGCAAGCCCUAAAGCUACAUCCUGAGAGGAAAUGAAACUAUAGAGUCAGAGUAACUGUGUGACCUCAAAAAUCAAAAGGUAGUUGUUUCUUUACUAAGUAAAGGAGGCAGAACUUAAAUGAUGCUCCUGUUCGGUGGACUUUUCAACAUUAUUUCCUGGCUAAGUGUAACUAUUAACCUCUGGAUAUGUGGGUGGAAAGUCUAACUAGAGUGUUGACGUGUAAGCCCACUUUAAUUUUUUUUUUUUUUGGGGGACUGGCCUUUCAGUUUGAAUCUCUCCUCUAAGAAUGUCAGGUUCACAAUAACUUUGAACCAAAAGGGAAAUGCCCCAAAUGUCCUGAUCUGACUAUUAACUCUUCGGAGUUUGCAAAGCAUUUUGAAAACAUUAGACACAGAUUCCAAUGAAGUUGUGAGUUCAUGCCCAAGUCAAUAUCUACGAAAGUCUAGAAACUCAUUUUCAGUGCUGCCAGGAGAAACAACAGAAAUUCCUGAUGCAUCUGAGAGAUAAGCUUCGGCAGUAUCACAGGAAGAUUAAAGUGGCAGACACCCCUUCCAGCGGAAGUUACUAAUUCGGACCUGACUGAUGCAGUUCCCAUAGCAACCCGUGUUUCCUGGGAAACCCGAAAAAGGUUGUCAUGGCAUCUUUUGCUCUCUAGCCCCACCCCCACCCCAGGCCCUGCCGUUUCUACAGUAACCUUUCCAGAUGGUUCUUACUUACACGACUUCAUAAGAAAAAACACUAUUUGAAUAAAGCGCACAAAUUAAGUGAAAGACUAUAUAGAGGUGAAAUGAAUCACAAAAUGCUUUUUUACAUUUUAUAUAAAUCAUUGAUGUUAUCCCAUAACGACUGGAUCAGAAAGGAAAUCGUCGUCUUUGAAAUGUUACAUGUAAGGCAUGAUCUGAAUUAAAUUAUGUCAGCUGUUUGGUAACAAUUUUUAAAGAUGCUUCUGUACAGUUCCUUCAGUAAGAAAUGACACGUCAACAGAUGAAAUGAAAGCAGCAAUAUAAACAUGGUCUGUACAUAAGCAAGUGAGAGUCAGUGUACCCGAAGUCUCACACGAUACCUUCAGAUUUCCUCAGUUAAAAAGAA